UUUGUGCACCGAAACAAUAUUCAACAACCAUCAUGGGCGAUUUCGUAGACCUAUCGAGCUCUUCCGAUGAUAACGAAGCAGGAGAAAGACCAGCGACGUCCUCGGAAACGUUGGAACCACCCACGGAACAGAGUUCGGAGGUUGCGCAGGCUUCGGAAACUCCCAACGACAAAGACAGCGCCCCAGUCGAAAAUGGCAAUAACACCCAAGCGAAAGGGCAGCAACGAAAGCGCGGUAGACGGAACCGGCUGGUGGAUGAGAACUCCAAAUUUCUUGCCGACUUCGAUCCAGUAACGUCUCAGCGGGAGAAACGCAAGCUAGCACGCAGCAUCGGCCAGAGCUUGAACUCGGCACCCAAAAUUGUGGGACUGUACGAUGAGAAGGGGAUCUUGCGAAGCAACGGUGAGGAUUUGUGCGAUUGCCUGGAUCUCACCUGCCCCGGAUGCCAUAUGCCGUGCAUGGAUUGUGGAAACGAAAAGUGCGGCCCGACUUGCCGCAGGUAUCGCAAGUGGAUGUACGACGAGAUCACGAUGGAUGCGAAGGACGAGGUUAAGCGGAACCCGUUCAUUAAAUGCUAAUUCGGCGUGUAGAUUUAGUUUAUUGUUUCCAACAGUUCAUAUGUCAUAUGUUUUACAUUUAGUAUAAUAAAUGACGCUACCGGAUGAAGCGGCGGACGUGCCACCACAAUUUCACCCUGGUGAGCACGUGUUUGGUAUAUAAGUUUCCUAGUCGCUCUAUAAUACAUCCCAUUGAAUACUGAAUAGCGGAGUAGGAGCCAGUAAGUAGAUAGUAUGUUUAGCGUUGUUCAAAUGCCUUCGAAACCCUGCGAUCACAUUUUACAUCUCCGAGUAUGUACACAUCCACAAUAAACCCAUAAUAUAUCGAGCACGUGUACCCAUGGAAGUAGCCCGCUAGCACGAGUAGGGCCAGUAACGAUAAUGCACUGCGGCGGAAAUGUACAAGCAUGGCUAGCAAUAGGUAGGAAUAAAAGAAUACAUUAGCGGCAGAGCAGGUGCGAGAGUUCGGCCGAAACUCGACCUGAAGCCUCUUGGGGCAGGACUGAGGGGCAUAAAGCUACACACUUAACGAAUGGGCUUGCCAGACCCAGUACACAGCAUACACGACACAAUAAGGGUAUUUUUUCCAAAUAUUCGGCUAGCGGAGGAGUUUGCGUUCACAUCCGGAACAGGACAUCCCGGAAUGCUGACCGUGUAUUGAUAUACUGUCUGCUCCUUAAACUACAACGUACGCAGGCAGAUGUAAAGAUCGGUAGUUUAUAAUGCAUCAAACGCAGUGGAACCGGACUGCAACUCUCGAGUGCUUGAUUUGAAAUGCACCUCCAUCGAGUGCAACGGCCUUAAAACAAACGAU
Molecule: messenger RNA, 1371 nt
Organism: Anopheles nili
Lineage: Eukaryota; Metazoa; Arthropoda; Insecta; Diptera; Culicidae
Product: ARL14 effector protein-like
Exons: 2
Coding region: 33-578 (181 amino acids)
Cellular component (GO): intracellular membrane-bounded organelle
Source: RefSeq, a predicted model, not a curated record